This is a messenger RNA of Dinoponera quadriceps, 1094 nucleotides long. Its product is annotated as golgin subfamily A member 7. The record is from RefSeq and is a predicted model, not a curated record. The transcript has 3 exons. Gene Ontology annotation, cellular component: palmitoyltransferase complex. Lineage: Eukaryota; Metazoa; Arthropoda; Insecta; Hymenoptera; Formicidae. Gene Ontology annotation, biological process: peptidyl-L-cysteine S-palmitoylation; protein targeting to membrane. Bases 212 to 688 code for a protein of 158 amino acids.
CUCUCUCUCUCGCUCGCUCGCUUUCUUUCUCGCGUUCAACCAACCGUCCGCGUUCUCUCCGUGGCUGGCUGGUCUGGCUGUCAUCCAGCUCGAUCGAAACGCUCCUGCUCUUCGCUUCCGCCUUGGAGAUCCGUCUUUCUCCUCUCGAGGAUGUUCCUCCUCGUGGACUUGGUCCUCGCACGCUAAACGAUUGUGCGCGAAACUAACGACAAUGCGACUGCCCGUCUUCGCGAUUUUCGAGGGCAACCACGCUGCCCUGGAGGACAUGGCGGCGGGACGGGGGCAGGCGGGCGGAGGGCCUCCUCCAAACUGUCAGAAAGUUUUUAUACAACGUGACUACAGCGAAGGCACUAUGGUUAAGUUCCAGACGCGGUUUCCAACGGAACUGGAAAGCAGACUGGACCGACAGUCUUUCGAGUACACCAUCAAUCAGUUGAACAGUUACUUCGCAGAGGCGGAGAGACCCAGCUGCAGAACGUACUGCGAGGGCUGCCUGGCCUGCAUCACGGGUUACUUGUUGUACAUAUGCAAGGAGACACAUUACGAGAAGUGUCUGCGGAAGGUGGCGAAGUUCGUCAGCGAGCAGAACGACAGGGUCUAUAAGCCGCGCGGCCUCCUGCUGACGGACCCGACGACGCGCGGGCUCAGGCUAAUAGAGAUCUCGGUACUGGACCGACCUGCGUCGUGACUGCAUAUUAGCCGAUCCAGGGAGUUCUUCAUGUGACCCGCGCACUACUCCGGUGGUUACCUCGCCCGGAUCACGGACAUACACGCGCUCGUGAAUGCCUGCCGGCACAAUUACGUCGCGUACCGCCUGGUUUGAGCCAAGUUGCCAAGGUGCAAGGUGCAUAUAUACGCCGGCGAUAUCGCCCGUGCACGAUCGACGAAGCUGCGCGCGCGUUUUCCUGGAGGAGCCUCCGUAGUGUUGUUCUCCGUUGACGACGUGUAGCGCGACGACAUGUAGUCGCGCGUUCGCGCUCCAGGUACACCUUGCACGAUCAGUUCUUGCCGAGUGCGUGCCCCGAUGAGCCCGAGCUCCUCUCUUGCUCGCACGGGUCGAGCUUCGUACUUAGUCCUAAGGUAAAUGUAGCUCG